AUGAGCUCCGAUAGAGCUUUGCGGGGCAGCUGUCAUUGCGGGCGCAACCAGUAUAUCAUCCGGAUUCCCGGAGCUUCCACUAACGAAGCUCAGGUCUUAUUUGACACGAAUGUUACGCAGAGAAUCGCUUCUGCUACACCACUCUCUGCCUUUCUUCGGGUACCUCUCACCUGGUACCACAGCCAGACCUUUCCAUUCUUUCAAGAUGAAUCAAGAUCGGCUAUCCGGCGGGUUUACUCCCAUCCGUCAGAGGAACAUACCCAAAGACACUUCUGUGGUUUCUGCGGCACUCCGAUCUCCUACUUUACAGAACAGCCCAGAAGCGAGGCGGACUAUAUUCAGCUAACCCUGGGCAGUCUGUUGACAGAGGACCUCCAUGAUCUGGAAGAAUUGGGCCUCCUCAACGAGGAAGAGGAAGAGGACGUCAUGGAUAUUGCGCCUCCAACACCAACGGCAAGCACUGGACUGCAAUUGAUCGGGCGCGACUUUACGCACAUUCCAUGGUUUGAAAGCUUCAUUCAGGGUAGCCGCUUGGGCAACGCUCGAACAAGUCGAGGCGUACAGCAGAGCCGUGACGGUACCACACGCGUGGAAUGGGAAAUUACCGAGUGGAACGGGGAAGACGACGACGAUAACAACGACAACUUGGAUGCAUCUGAAUCCUCGGCCACUGGCAAGAGAAAACGUAGAGACACGGAUCAACCCAACCUUUCUGCUCAAGCCAGCGCAUUGUGA
Molecule: messenger RNA, 735 nt
Organism: Pestalotiopsis fici W106-1
Lineage: Eukaryota; Fungi; Ascomycota; Sordariomycetes; Amphisphaeriales; Sporocadaceae
Exons: 2
Coding region: 1-735 (244 amino acids)
Source: RefSeq, a predicted model, not a curated record